Messenger RNA from Dictyostelium purpureum, 2175 nucleotides. RefSeq lists its product as uncharacterized. The transcript is spliced from 3 exons. Bases 1 to 2175 code for a protein of 724 amino acids. NCBI's taxonomy places the organism in Eukaryota, Evosea, Eumycetozoa, Dictyosteliales, Dictyosteliaceae. The record is from RefSeq and is a predicted model, not a curated record.
AUGAUAGAAGAAUUAAAAGAUUUGGAUAUUAUUAAAUGUAUUAAAGAGGAUAAAAAAAUACCAAUCAAAACAUUUGGUUUGGAGAAGAAUGUUUUCUUUUUCUCAGAUUUACCAGUUUCUUAUCCAUUCCAAGAGGAUCAGGUUAAAUGCAAAACUGUAGCUCUACCAAAUCUUCCAAAUAGAGUUUGGGUUCAUGGUAUGGAUCAUUACUUAGCCAUUAUGAAAAGAGACAGAACAGGUACAUAUUACAGAUGUUUAUUAAAUUUAAUUAACAAUGAUAUCAAUCUAUUAACCAGAAUUAAAUUAAAGGAAAAAGCACACGAAAAAUUAUUUUCGUUUGCAGAUAGAUAUUUUAAAAUUAAAAAUGACAAUGAAAGAAAAUCAUAUAUCAAGUAUAAUAAAAAUAAAGAGAUUGAAGUAUUUUCAUAUACCAUAAGGGGUGUUACAUCUUAUAGAACCAUUUCAACAAAUUAUUUACUCUUAUCAAAUACCAAAUCAAUUUACAAGUCACAAUCUAUUAGAGGAGAUGCAGAUAACGUCGAUUCCAUUGUAAAUAGAAUUAACAAGAGGGUAUUGGGCACCUCUGAUAUCAAAGAACUCGAUAAGGUUAGACCAUCGUUAGAUGAGGAUAGAUGGGGUGUAUUUGAUGGUGCUUUUGGUGUUAAACAAAUUCCACUUUUUAAAAAUAUUUGUUUUGAAACUUUAAAACACGAAUUUUUAAUCAAUAAAGAAGGUGCAUUGGAAAAAAUUAAAUUAUUAACUUUUGAUUUAUUACAACAAUUUAUUGAAAAUUGUUGCGAUGAUCAAAGACCAAUCGGUUCAGAAAUUGUCAAUAGCUUAUAUCACGAUAAAGGGGAAAGAGAAAAGGGGGAAAAGGUCUUUAAUAGUUUAUACCCAUUGGAUAAGAUGGUUUCAGCAUGGUUAAAUAAAGACACUUGGCACAGAUACAACUAUGAAUAUAACCUUUCACCAGAGCCAUACACCAAAAGCACAUUAAUCAAUGUUUAUGAUAACAUUGAUAAAUUCAUUUUCAAAAAAAUACAAGGCAAUGCAGAAUCAAGAAUUUUAAUCAAAUCUGAAGCAAAAUUAACAAGCGGAACAGCAUCAAAUUUUGAAAAUGGUAAGCCUUCAAUUGUUGACAAAGAAACAUUUAUAAAGAAUUUCCACUCAGCCACCAGAGGUCUUUUCGAGAAAGGUUUUUCACAAAAUGUUAUUUUCAUUGGUGGUAUUGUUACUCACUGUUUAACUGGUCAACAAGAGGGAUUCGAAAACUCUGAUAUCGAUAUAUGUUUUCUUAAUAUUGAAGAGAAUGGCGAAGGAGAAGUUACCAAAUUCAUUAUUGAUUAUUUUGGGGAAGACUAUGCCAAGGAGUAUUCAUUGAAUGUAAUGGGUGGCCACGCUGUAUUAUCAAAACACUAUCCAAACAGACCUGUUCAAAUCAAUCUUCAUGAAUUCCGAGAUAUUCAAGAUAUUCUUUUGGGUGUAGAUAUUGAUUGCAGCUGCUUUGCAUUCAAUGGUAAAGAUGUUUUUACAUUGGAAAGAGGUAUGGCAUCAUUAAAUCAUCGUAUCAACAUUGCAUCAGAAUUCUCAUACUUUGUUAGAGGAGAUAACCAGUAUCAACGUCGUUUACUCAAGUAUUCAGAGCGUGGUUUCGAUAUUUUUUAUCACAGCACCCCAGAAAUCGAAGAUCUUAUCGAAAAGUUUGAUAAAAACAACACAUCAAUCUAUCAAUCAGGUUUCGAAUUAUUAUUUUCUGCUAAACACAAUCCAGAUAUCUUUAAAUCACUUUUAGAAACUAAUAGACAAAGAGCAUUACCCUAUGGUCCAGGUUGGAAUAAAAAGAAUUUCGAUAAAUAUAUGAAAGAUUGUUUCGACAUUGUUUUCGAUGGUUAUAGUUCAUCAGGUGUAUAUGGUCCAUGUGAAGAUCUUGCCACCCUUUUCCAAUUCAGAGAAUCCCUAAGAGAAGAACUCAACGAAUCAUUAUAUUGGGACUUCCCAAGAUUCCCAGAGGAAUAUGGUUAUGCAAAAGAGGAAGAGGAAGAUAGAGAAGAAUUAUAUGAAGAUUUACCAAAUUUAGAAGAGUAUUUAAAUUUAGAUGAAAAUUCUGAUAUUAGAAAAGCCUCUAAAUCAUUAAGGAUUGAGGGUGAAGGUGAAGAUGAUGGUGAAGAGGAAUAA